UAUCCAUUUUCAACUAAACAUUUAAAAGGCAAAUAGUACUACUAUUUAUUUUUUUUCCCACAGAGCAUUCUUCCCUUUCUCUCCAAAAAAUCUCGUCAACUUUCUCCAAUCUAUACAUAUAAAAGUCUCAUUUAGGGUUUUCAUCUCUCUACUCUUGUUGUAUACUCGUCACGAGCAUCGAGCUGCUUUUACACUUGUUGUAUAAACAGACAAAAACACAUGCAGAUGUAUAAAUAGUUUUUUUUCUUCUUCUUUUUUUCCUGUUUGUAGAGUGAAUUUUUUUCUUUUUGGAGAAAUGGAAGCGGCGGCAAAUUCGAGGAGAGUGAAAGCUGGGGAGUAUGAGCAUAUGAAUGUACCAAUUCGAGUGGAUGAAUAUGGAGGUGGAGGAUUUGAGGCUGAUGAUAUAAGCGGCGGUGGCGGCGAGGAGGCGAUGAGUAGUGGUGAAGAGUUGCCGUUGUGUUCUCUCCCGCCGCUUGUUAGUCCUGUUGUUGAUAGCGGCAGAGUUUUGGAAAUGCCGAAAAGGAUGCGGACUAGUGAGCUUACUAUUUCUUUUGAAGGCCAAGUUUAUGUCUUCCCUGCUGUUACUCCUGAAAAGGUGCAAGCGGUGAUGCUAUUGUUAGGAGGGAGGGAGAUGCCUAGCUAUGUACCUAGCUCAGAUUCUGUUGCACUGCAAAGUACUAAGAGUGUUGAUAAUGAUGUCUUCACCACGCCAAGCAUAUCUCGGAGAACAGCAUCUCUGAUUAGAUUCCGGGAGAAGAAAAAAGAGAGAUGCUUUGAGAAAAAAAUUCGGUAUACUUGUCGGAAAGAAGUUGCACAGAGGAUGCAUCGUAAAAAUGGACAAUUUGCCUCUUUGAAAGAGAAGACGGCUGGUGACAGUAUUGAUUCAGGGGACAGCACUGCUCAUCCUGAACCUACACUACGAAGAUGUCACCACUGUGGUAUUAGUGAAAGCGCGACCCCUGCAAUGCGGCGGGGCCCAUCAGGCCCUAGAACCCUUUGCAAUGCCUGUGGGCUUAUGUGGGCAAACAAGGGCAUUUUAAGAGAUACUUCAAAGGGAGGGAGGCGUGUACCCUUUGACAAAAGCGAGCCAGAAACUCCUGAUGUCAAGCUGUCUACUGUUGCACCUGAGGAUUCUUAUCUAAAGCAACAGCAAGAGGGAAGUUCAGGAGAGACAAGGCCUCUAACAGAGGAAAAUCCUUCAGUUACAACUGCUGAGCUGGAUAUGCAAGAAGCUGCAGGAAACUUCGCUGAUAGUUGUCCUCCUGUUGGCAUUGGAAUUUCGUCAGUUAACAUUGAUGAAGAGCAGGAUAAUCUCGAUGAACUUGCAAAUGCUUCUGGAACUGAAUUUGAGAUUCCUGCAAGCUUCGAUGAACAGAUGGGCAUUGAUUCACACAUGGGUGUUGACUGGCCUGCGACCUGACAUACAGUAUUCCAAGUUGACGCAGAGCAGGAAGAUUCCAAUCAAAUAUUAGGAGUUAUAUAAAACUUGUAAAGCAUCUGUCAAUAUAAUAGCCAAGAGCUCGCCUGUGUAUGUUAUGAUUUGGUACUUGGGAGCUAUUGGAUAUCUGAAUAUACUUUGAUCGAUACAAAUCUGAGAAUUACUUGAAUUUUAAUUCUUCUUUCCAACC
Molecule: messenger RNA, 1628 nt
Organism: Capsicum annuum
Lineage: Eukaryota; Viridiplantae; Streptophyta; Magnoliopsida; Solanales; Solanaceae
Product: GATA transcription factor 19
Exons: 11
Coding region: 296-1420 (374 amino acids)
Biological process (GO): regulation of DNA-templated transcription
Molecular function (GO): sequence-specific DNA binding; protein binding; zinc ion binding
Source: RefSeq, a predicted model, not a curated record